Messenger RNA from Beauveria bassiana ARSEF 2860, 924 nucleotides. RefSeq names its product RWD domain-containing protein. Gene Ontology annotation, biological process: regulation of translational initiation. The coding region runs from base 1 to 924 and encodes 307 amino acids. Gene Ontology annotation, cellular component: cytoplasm. Lineage: Eukaryota; Fungi; Ascomycota; Sordariomycetes; Hypocreales; Cordycipitaceae. The transcript has a single exon. Gene Ontology annotation, molecular function: protein binding. The record is from RefSeq and is a predicted model, not a curated record.
AUGUCGGACGAGCUCCGCGACGAGGUCGAGGCCAUCAACUCCAUCUACGGCGACGCCAGCCUCGUGCCGUCCACCACCUCCUCCUCCGGGGCCACCUCCGACUACAUCCUGCAGCUGCCCGGCGACUCCGCCUCAUCGCUGCAGCUUAGCUUCCCCCCUGGCUAUCCCGAUACCGGCGGCCCGCCUCGCGUCGUCGGCGUGCAGCACAGCUCCGGCGGCGUGCGGGGCGCUGGCGAGCGCGACCUGCGUCUGUUUCGCGCCGCGCUCGCUGCGGUGCAUCAACCCGGCGCCGUGUGUCUCUUUGACGCGGUGGAGGAUUUUUCGCGGCGUUUAGAUGAAGAAUGCGCAGCAGCAGCAGCAGCAGCAGCAGCAGCAGAAGCAGCAGCAGCAUCUCCUGUCGCUGCUGAACAACAUGAUGGUCAAGGCAAGGAAGAGUCAAGGGGUGUAUUCACGCAGUCGGAGAGCGAGAUUGACUUACAGGCCGUCGACGACCUCGCCACGCUGCCGCCGCCAAUGUGGACGCUCUCGGAGCAAAUCGUCGACACCAAGUCUACCUUUGUCGCGCACGUGGCGCGUGUGACGUCUCCCUUGCAAGCACGCUCAUACGUUGCGCAGCUGCUCGCGAGCGAUAAGCGCAUCCGCAGCGCGACGCACAACAUUACAGCGUGGCGCAUCCGGGGCCCCAGGCAGGCGAGCUUUCAGGACUGCGACGACGAUGGCGAAGAUGCGGCGGGAGGCAGGCUGCUGCACCUGAUGCGGCUGAUGGAGCUGUGGGAUGCCAUGGUGGUGGUGACGCGGUGGUACGGCGGGGUGAAGCUGGGGCCGAGGCGGUUCGCGGUGAUUAAUGCGGUGGCGAGGGAUGGGUUUGUGAGGGCGGGCAUGGUGACGGAGGGCGGCGGCGGAGGCAAGGGAAGGAAGAAGUGA